Molecule: messenger RNA, 3013 nt
Organism: Anarrhichthys ocellatus (wolf-eel)
Lineage: Eukaryota; Metazoa; Chordata; Actinopteri; Perciformes; Anarhichadidae
Exons: 3
Coding region: 503-1921 (472 amino acids)
Biological process (GO): negative regulation of transcription by RNA polymerase II; nervous system development
Cellular component (GO): nucleus
Molecular function (GO): RNA binding; protein binding
Source: RefSeq, a predicted model, not a curated record
AAGUAAGAGAGGGAGAGACAUCAAAUCUGUCUGAGAAAGGUUAACAAGACUGACUGACUGACUGAGUAGAGUGGGAGUGUAAAAUGUAAAGGCGAGUAGGAGGGGAGAGAGAGAGAGAGCAGGACAAGAGAAAGGGAGGAGAGCGUGUCUGAUAGACAGUCUGUUGAGCUUGUCUGGUUGCUUGAUCAUUCUGCUGUUUUGUCUUUCCACCUGCAGCCUGGGAGGAGGACAUGAGCCAGACAGGUGUGUGUUUGUGUGUGUGUGUGUGUGGGGAGAGUCUGUGAACAUGGAUGGACACGCACUGCGAAGAUGAGUGGCACAGGGAGAUGCAUGGACGAAGGGAUGGAUGGAUGGAGGAACGUGUAAAUCGUGACGACCUUGGACCUAUAUAUCCGCAACGCCUGCCAAGAGACUGGAGUCUCUGUCACACGAUCACAACACCUCCUCAGGCCUUUGCAGGAGGACAUGCAGUGCCAGUGUGAGUGACAGGCAGCGUGAGCCAAUGAGCUUCACACCGAACCCAGCUCUAGUCCCAGACAGGGACAAACUCCCGCUCAAAAAGAGGGACCAAAGGCCGAGCUCGCCAUCGCAGCAGCAGUGUGAUGCUGCGACAUUCAAGGCGCCCUACCCUUACAAGAGCCACAGUGAGAUUAAGACAAAGCACACUGGCCCUUUCCAGCCCGUACCGAGACGGGUUCCUGCACUGUACCAGCCCUGGAUGCAGACUCACCCAUCCACCAGGUCCAAACCUCACGACCUCUCUGCAUUCAGGGAUCACCGUGGCUGGGCAGAGUGGAGACAAUUCAACCCCGUGCACCCUGGAUGGGCCUUUCCUCACCACUAUCAGCACCACAGCCACUUGUCUGGUACACCUGCACUCCACCUGGGCCAUCCGCACAUCCCCUCCAGAUUCAGCCCCGUCUCCCUUGUCACUGAGGGUUUCCAAAGGGUGCGGGGAGGGUACAGCUGGGAGCAGCUCAAGACAUUAAGGGACAAGAGUUUAGACACCGACAGGCAGAGCAAUGGAAGGAACAAAGGACCAUAUGUGAGGAGAAGAGACAGAAAAGUUGAGCAUUUUCCCAGGGUUGAAAAAGCAAGUCCUCCGUCACUGAGCACAUGCCUACCUCACUCUCCACACGAGGACCUCACACUGCAAUAUGAUGUGUUGCACAAAUCAGCAAAGGUUGUCAAACAUCCCGCUUCUGGACAUUCCCUCAUACGAGUUUCCCCUGACGAUAGCUCAAGCAAGAAAUACACCUCCAUGAAGGAGGACGCCUUGAGGUCUUCUGCUCUCCCAUCUUCUGAGCAGGCUUCUUCCUCCUCUUCCUCUCCUAACCUUUUUCCCUGGCUGCUCCCUCACUUCGGGGCAGGCUCUCUGAUCGAGCUCAGAGACGGCCGGCUGAGGAGGGUGGAGCACCUGCAGACGGAGGACUUCCUGCUGGGAUCGUUGGCCUGUCCAGACCUGCACCUGAGCUGCUGCACGGUGCAGAGCAUCACCCCUUCAGCCUCCUCCUCCAUCUCGCGCCUCCUCAUCCUGCUCCACGACCAGCAGUCCCAGGAGCUGGUGGACGUCUAUGUGGAGUACCCAUUCUUUGUGCGAGGGGCUGGCUGGUCCUCCUGCAGCCCUCAGAGGACUGCCCGUCUCUGUGGCCUGCAUUGCCGCCAGCUCAGUGUGGGAGACAUCUGCCUGGCUCUCACCCCUGUCUCAGCCUCCCAGCCUCCACCGUCAGCCACCCUGGAGCCAAAAACCUCAACCAUUAAGUCAGAGGGAGGGUGUGAGUCCCUAAAGGCAUCACCACCCCGGGACCCCCCAGGGCUAGUGCUGCCAGCAGGGGGGCAGAAGAAGACAGAGGCAGACGUGGUCCGCAGGAGACACUAUUCUGCCCCUGAGUUGAGAGGUCCAGGGACUAACUGCAUGUAGUGAGGAGGGCUGAUGCUUCAAGGACACCGAAGCAUGUCGAUCUCUUUUAAGCUCCGCUAUACUCGGCCUGUAUUUGCUAUCUUUCUACCUCCCGAAUCAUAUUUCUGUGCUUGACUGUCGUUUUUUCAAUUGUACCGAAGGAGUAAAAGCUAAAGAGGAAAGAUAAGAUAAACUCUCAGGAUUCCCCCAGAGGGUAAACCUAUAUUUGCAAAUUUGUCAGGGUAAGUCAGGGAUCAAACACUGACAAUAUAAGUUGAGUUAAACAUUACAAUUUCUGCAACGUCUCAUGUGACGCUAUGUGAUUUAUUUAUUUUGGGAAGCUGUUUCAGUGGCAGUGAAUUUGAAAAAGCUCUUGUAGGUUCAAAGAAUAUUGUUUGGGUUCUACAGCGUGUUCAAAGUGUUCGUCUCAUCUCAAGCACUUCUGACUAAAUCAGCCCACGUUCCUUGAAAAUCAAAGACGAAUACUCCCUCAGGUCUUUCACUGCUCAACAUAUCGUCUAAAGUUUUAUCUUUUCUGCCUAAAGAUUACGUAAGACUUCUUUAUAAUCAUUAAUAAUGUUUUCAUUCCGAAUUAUUGCAUUUCCUUAAUUCCUGUUUGAGAGUGAGCUUUCACAUUGACAAUCAACACCACUUUGAUUGCAUCACUAGGAUUAAAUUUUACGCUUCUACCUCUAUUUUCUAUUUAAGGUGACAGAUACGUAUGAUCUGUUUUUAACGGCGUGGGCUGUGUUGUAAUACGCUGCGUUGGAAGCGCUCAGCUUCUCAGUGAAUGUCGGUGUGAAUGCCUUUAUUUGCCUGGUUGUUACAGUAUAUAGCUGUGUCAAUGUCGUAUGUCAGCACUGCAAUGUGAUUUUCUUCUGAGUGUAUAUAGCACUUAUUUUGGCAAACGAUUAAAUUGUGCAAAGUUGAAAUGCAAACCAUGUGGGCUCAACUGUGAUGUCCCAAUUAGGGGGCAGACAGGGUGCUGUACAUACAGAUGGUGUCUGUACCUUGUGAAACAGUUUUCUCACCGUUUAAUAAAUAUAUGUAAAGUUUCUGCAUCAUUUUCACACAAAUGUCAAAAACCCAUGAACACUUACAAAACGUUAAUUU